UUUUCGGUUGUUGGUACUCUCGAAGAGCGUUUUUUCUCGCUGUCUUCAGUUGCCAUCAAUCGGUUCAAUAGCGCGAACUUUCCCCUAGGUUUUCAUCAUCGGUGCUUACAUAACAAAGUAAAAUUUCGUUUCGUUAAGAAGGCAUAUUUCAAAAGAUCAAUUGGUGAAAUAUUGUUUGUAUAAUGGAGGACGGUCACGCAAAAACCGUCGAACAGGCGCUGGCUUUCUUCGGAACUGAUGGCGAAGGUGGUUUGACACUUGAUCAAGUGAAAAAGAACCAAGCAAAAUACGGCCCAAACGAGUUGCCGACAGAAGAAGGAAAAUCGAUAUGGCAACUUGUACUAGAGCAGUUUGAUGAUCUUCUUGUUAAAAUUUUACUCCUUGCAGCCAUUAUUUCCUUUGUGUUAGCGCUCUUUGAGGAUCAUGAAGACACAUUCACAGCUUUCGUUGAACCUUUAGUUAUUUUACUUAUUUUAAUUGCAAACGCAGUCGUAGGUGUUUGGCAAGAAAGAAAUGCCGAAUCAGCUAUUGAAGCUUUAAAAGAAUAUGAACCCGAAAUGGGUAAAGUGAUGCGUCAAGACAAAUCAGGUGUACAAAAAAUCAGGGCUAAGGAUAUUGUGCCCGGUGAUAUUGUUGAAGUAUCCGUUGGUGAUAAAAUUCCUGCCGACAUUCGUAUCACACACAUUUAUUCAACGACAUUGCGAAUUGAUCAGUCUAUUUUGACUGGUGAAUCCGUCUCCGUUAUCAAACACACUGAUGCAAUUCCCGAUCCACGUGCUGUUAACCAAGACAAAAAGAACAUUUUGUUCUCCGGUACCAAUGUUGCUGCAGGAAAAGCCAGAGGUAUUGUUAUUGGAACUGGUCUUAACACCGCUAUUGGUAAAAUCCGUACAGAAAUGUCAGAAACCGAAGAAAUUAAGACCCCCCUGCAACAAAAGCUCGAUGAAUUUGGUGAGCAAUUGUCUAAAGUUAUUUCAAUCAUUUGCGUUGCUGUUUGGGCUAUCAACAUUGGACAUUUCAAUGACCCCGCUCACGGUGGUUCAUGGAUCAAGGGAGCUAUCUACUAUUUCAAAAUUGCCGUCGCUUUGGCUGUAGCAGCUAUUCCAGAAGGUUUGCCCGCUGUCAUCACAACCUGUUUGGCUUUGGGUACCCGUCGUAUGGCCAAGAAAAAUGCUAUUGUCCGUUCAUUGCCAUCAGUAGAAACUUUGGGUUGCACAUCAGUCAUUUGCUCAGACAAAACCGGUACUCUUACCACAAAUCAAAUGUCAGUAUCACGCAUGUUGAUCUUCGACAAAGUUGAAGGAAAUGACAGCAGCUUCCUUGAAUUCGAACUUACCGGUUCAACAUACGAACCUAUUGGAGACCUGUUCCUUAACAACCAAAAAGUCAAGGCUUCAGAAUACGAUACUCUCCAAGAAUUGGCAACCAUUUGCAUUAUGUGCAAUGACUCAGCUAUUGAUUACAACGAAUUCAAACAAUGCUUUGAAAAGGUUGGUGAAGCAACUGAAACCGCUCUGAUUGUCCUCGCUGAGAAACUUAAUCCAUUCAGUGUCAACAAGCAAGGUUUGGACAGGCGUUCAUCUGCUAUUGCUAUCCGUCAAGAAAUCGAAACCAAGUGGAAGAAGGAAUUUACUCUUGAAUUCUCAAGAGAUCGUAAAUCCAUGUCUUCAUACUGUACACCAUUGAAAUCAUCCCGCUUGGGAACUGGACCAAAAUUGUUCGUUAAGGGAGCCCCAGAAGGUGUUCUUGAACGAUGCAGCCACGCUCGUGUUGGACAAAACAAAGUACCUCUUAGCUCUAAUCUCAAGAACAAAAUUCUUGAACUUACCCGCCAAUACGGAACUGGUCGCGAUACUCUUCGUUGCCUUGCAUUGGCUACCGGUGAUAAUCCAAUGAAACCAAGCGAAAUGGAUCUUGGUGAUUCAAACAAAUUCUACCAAUAUGAAGUUAACCUAACAUUCGUCGGAGUUGUUGGUAUGCUUGAUCCCCCACGUAAAGAAGUAUUUGACUCGAUCGUUCGUUGCCGCGCUGCUGGUAUUCGCGUUAUUGUAAUCACUGGUGAUAACAAGGCUACAGCUGAGGCCAUCUGCCGUCGUAUUGGUGUGUUCACCGAAGAUGAAGACACAACAGGAAAGUCAUACUCUGGACGUGAAUUUGAUGAUCUCUCUCCUGCUGAACAAAAAUCUGCCUGUGCCCGUGCCCGUCUCUUCUCUCGUGUAGAACCCCAACACAAAUCCAAGAUUGUUGAGUACUUGCAAGGAAUGAAUGAAAUUUCGGCUAUGACUGGUGAUGGUGUCAACGAUGCUCCUGCAUUGAAGAAAGCUGAAAUUGGUAUUGCUAUGGGUUCAGGAACCGCUGUCGCUAAGUCCGCUGCUGAAAUGGUCUUGGCUGAUGAUAACUUCUCAUCAAUUGUAUCAGCUGUUGAAGAGGGUCGUGCUAUUUACAACAACAUGAAACAAUUCAUCCGUUAUUUGAUCUCAUCUAAUAUUGGUGAAGUAGUGUCCAUUUUCCUUACUGCUGCUUUGGGUCUCCCAGAAGCUUUGAUUCCAGUACAAUUGUUGUGGGUUAACUUGGUAACUGAUGGUUUGCCAGCCACCGCUUUGGGUUUCAAUCCUCCCGAUUUGGACAUUAUGGAAAAACCACCCCGUAAAGCUGAUGAAGGUCUUAUUUCUGGAUGGUUGUUCUUCCGAUACAUGGCUAUUGGAGGUUAUGUAGGUGCCGCCACUGUCGGAGCCGCUGCUUGGUGGUUCAUCUUCGCAGAAAGUGGACCCCAUCUAUCAUACUGGCAACUUACUCACCAUUUGUCCUGCCUUGGAGGUGGAGACGACUUCAAGGGAGUCGACUGCAAAAUCUUUUCCGAUCCUCAUGCUAUGACAAUGGCACUUUCAGUUCUUGUGACAAUUGAAAUGUUGAACGCGAUGAACAGUUUAUCAGAAAACCAGUCGCUGAUAACCAUGCCCCCAUGGUCAAACAUGUGGUUGAUUGGAUCCAUGGCAUUGUCCUUCACUCUACAUUUCGUUAUUUUAUACGUAGAAGUUUUAUCGACUGUCUUCCAAGUGACACCAUUAUCUGGAGAAGAAUGGAUAACUGUCAUGAAGUUCUCAAUUCCUGUUGUUUUGCUGGAUGAAACAUUAAAAUUCGUUGCUAGAAAGAUAGCUGACGUGCCCGAUGUUGUCAUUGACAAGUGGUAAAGGAUAACAUAUUUCAACUACAAAUCGGGACAGUCCAAAAUAUUUAAAAUAAGAAUAUAAAUCACCUCAAUCGUAAUAAAUGGAUUUAAGAACUAAACAAA
Molecule: messenger RNA, 3292 nt
Organism: Eupeodes corollae
Lineage: Eukaryota; Metazoa; Arthropoda; Insecta; Diptera; Syrphidae
Gene: SERCA
Product: calcium-transporting ATPase sarcoplasmic/endoplasmic reticulum type
Exons: 9
Coding region: 183-3191 (1002 amino acids)
Biological process (GO): calcium ion transmembrane transport; intracellular calcium ion homeostasis
Cellular component (GO): membrane
Molecular function (GO): ATP hydrolysis activity; ATP binding; P-type calcium transporter activity
Source: RefSeq, a predicted model, not a curated record